Molecule: messenger RNA, 2700 nt
Organism: Clarias gariepinus (North African catfish)
Lineage: Eukaryota; Metazoa; Chordata; Actinopteri; Siluriformes; Clariidae
Gene: cxxc5a
Product: CXXC finger protein 5a
Exons: 3
Coding region: 654-1556 (300 amino acids)
Cellular component (GO): nucleus
Molecular function (GO): methyl-CpG binding; zinc ion binding
Source: RefSeq, a predicted model, not a curated record
UUUCUUUCUUUCCUUUCCCUCCCCUUUCCGCCCUCGUGCGUGCGUGGGGAAACUCCAGUUCGGUUUUUCCGUGAAGCUCCAAAAAUCUAUGAAAUGUGUUUGCAUGCUCGUCUCCGCGAGCGGGGAUGUAGAGGUGGGAUUGCGAGAGCGGAGAGGUUCGAGAGCCCACGCGUUCAGGCGUCCAGGAAAAGUGCGUUUGGCCGUAAUUCGCCGCCCGGUUCGGCGCGCUCUCGCUUUGCUCCAGGGGCUCCGAGCUUUCCGGGAGCGCACCGGGAGCUUUUUUUUUUUUGGUGGUGUUGCUUGCUUUCGCUUUGACGUGGAUCGGAUCAGAUCGGCGCGGCGGGGAUCGGAGACGGACCGCUCGGACGGACACUCGGAGCCCUCCCCACAUCUCAGCUCAGCUCGAAACCGCCUGGUUCACCGGUUGCCAGUAGGAAGAUGAUGUCUGAGGUCUAAAGCUGGUUCUGCGGUGCCAGGGCCUGCCUGCUAUUGGCUGGCCAGUUUUUCAAAGAGGAGUCUCCUCCCUUACCUGAGUAUCCGGUGGACUGAGAUUACUGCCUGGCUCCUCCUUUUUCAAUCCCCUGUCCCCUCCCCAACCCCACCCCCUACCCACCCAUACACAGAUACACACACUCACACCCUGGGGCUGGACCAUGUCUGGCGGACGGCCGGAGGGCAGCCGGACACCCGAGGCCCAGGACAAGGACAAAGAUAAGGACAAGGAACAGGAGCAGCACAGCUGCAGGGAGGACAGCCCUGUUGUUGAGCGCCGCAAUCGCAGCGGCAUCAUUAGCGAGCCCCUCAGCAAAAGUCUGAAAAGGUCUCGCACUCUUUCCCAGUACACCGCUGCCUGCCCACAAAACACCAACGGACUGAGCCAUAACGACCAGGCCAAGGCAAAAGUCCGGCCUGGUCAGAACAAUCAGCAACAGCAGCAGCAGCAGCAGCAUCCAUCGUCCACGGCUUCGGCCCUGGUGCCUGCCAAAGCGGACCGGAGCCUGGAACAAGCACUUGAAGGACACAAUGGGCUACUACAUUUUGCUCAGGCAGCAGCCCUGCUUAAGCGAGCAGGCAUGGAGCACAUGCUGCUGCCUGGGGGCAUGGGUGUAGGGGCGGGAGUGGGAGGAGUGGGCACUGAAGCAGGGUCAGGUGAUCUGGAGGGCGCAUCAACAGGCGACACUGUGGGGAGCCACACAGACUUCCCGUAUGGCAUAGGUGGUGGCUUUCCCUUCAACCCAGCUGGGCUUUUCAUCAUGACGCCGGCCGGUGUGUUCCUUGCCGACAGUGCCCUGCACAUGGCCGGUCUGGCUGAGUAUCCAGCACACAGUGAGUUGGCCUCCGCCAUCAAUGCCGGCAAAAAGAAGCGUAAACGCUGUGGUAUGUGCGCGCCCUGUCGGCGCAGGAUCAACUGUGAGCAAUGCAGCAGCUGCCGCAACCGCAAGACGGGUCACCAGAUCUGCAAGUUCCGCAAGUGUGAGGAACUAAAGAAGAAACCAUCUGCUGCACUGGAGAAGGUGAUGCUGCCGACGGGCGCGGCGUUCCGGUGGUUCCAGUAGUGCCGUGAUCGCCGACCUCCACCCAAAGCUCUGCCAUCAAGUGCAAUGCUGACUCUUGCUUGGACCGACUCCAGCACCUACACUGGCUAGCAAGCAUACAAACCAUGAGAAAAAAAAAGAGGAAACAACCACCUGAAACUUCAUAUAAAGACAGACACACACACACACAUACACACAAAACAACAACGCUACAAUAACAUAAUCAAUCAAAUAAUGGAUGCACCUACUUAUUCCUUGAACCAAAAAUUAAAUAUAAUGAAAAAAAAAAUUAUGGCAACUUUCAUUCCCUUUUAUAUGUUUCCAUUUUGGUACCUUUUUGUCCUUUUUCCAGCAGGUUUUUUCUCUCGCUUAAACAUUGGAACAGUUCAUUGCCAAACAGAAAUGACAGACUGAGUGUGGACAAUCAACAAAAAAUUUCUGUGUUUGGUGUUAAUGUCGUUCACGUGUGGAAAGAUACAGUACUUGUGUAGAGAAUGUAAAUUUUACAGCUAUAUUUUAAAACUAGUGGCUCAUGGCAAGCACUAUUGUAAUUUAGCACCGUUGUUCUUACUUAAACUUCUGUAUUUUAUUGAUUGUUUUCAUUUUUUUAAGUUUGAUUUUAAAUUUAUAGAUUGGAAAACCUGAUCAAUGUUUGUCAUUUAAGGAGCAAAAAGAAAAAAAUAAUUCAAGAUGUAAAAAUCCCAUUUUUCUGAAUGGAAUGAAAAAACAAAAAAAACAAAACAAAGAUAUGUCGAGACCCCACGGUAGUUUAUAGUCAGGAUAGAUGAUGAUCUACUGUACAUGUACAUGUGGGGUUGCUACUACUGGAAGCUCACUGACCGCCAAACCAUUCAUCUAUCCAAACAUUUCAGUCUGCACUGUUUUGCUGUAAGAUCGCGGUCAUAUUAUCACUAAGAUGUCGCCAUUGCGCAGGUGUGGAUUUUUGUUCCUUCUGAGCACCUGAGGACAGCACUUGUUCUAUCCAAUUAAACGCACUGAAAAAAAAGUUUUUUUUUUCUUUACAUUUUUUUUCUUGGUUACGUUUUAUUUUCCAUGACAUUGCCAGUAGCUACAUCUUUUAAAAUGAACAGCGAUGUUUGUAUUGGAAUUAGAAGUAUGGGCUGGUUUUGUGAAUAAAAACAAAUGCAUGUAUUUGUGUCAAGAA